This is a messenger RNA of Penicillium coprophilum, 714 nucleotides long. It is a transcript of the gene rip1, whose product is annotated as ubiquinol--cytochrome-c reductase catalytic subunit RIP1. The record is from RefSeq and is a predicted model, not a curated record. Bases 1 to 714 code for a protein of 237 amino acids. The transcript is spliced from 4 exons. Gene Ontology annotation, molecular function: quinol-cytochrome-c reductase activity; 2 iron, 2 sulfur cluster binding. Gene Ontology annotation, cellular component: membrane. Lineage: Eukaryota; Fungi; Ascomycota; Eurotiomycetes; Eurotiales; Aspergillaceae. Gene Ontology annotation, biological process: mitochondrial electron transport, ubiquinol to cytochrome c.
AUGUCGCUCUCCUCCGCUUCCAGCACUCUGCUGCGCACCGUCGCUCGGCAGCAGCUCCCCACCACCCGCGCCGCCGUCACCUCCUGCCAGCAGCGGAGGGGAGUUGCCGAUGCGAAGUCGUCCUUCCAGUCUCCCUUCGCCAGCGCUAACGAGGCUGGCUCGACCCUGAAGAUCCCCGACUUCAGCAAGUACAAGUCCAAGAACUCAGCCCGCUCCAACCAGGUCUUCUCCUACUUCAUGGCCGGCUCCCUCGGUCUGGCCACCGCUGUCGGUGCCAAGGCUACUGUCCAGGAUUUCCUGGUCAACAUGUCCGCCUCCGCCGAUGUCCUGGCCCAGGCCAAGGUCGAGAUCGCUCUUGGUUCCAUUCCCGAGGGCAAGAACGUCAUCAUCAAGUGGCGUGGCAAGCCCGUCUUCAUCCGUCACCGCACCGAGGCCGAGAUCACCGAGGCCCGUGAGUCUAAGUGGGAGGGUCUUCGUGACCCCCAGCCCGAUGAGGACCGCGUCCAGCGUCCCGAGUGGCUCGUCAUGCUCGGUGUCUGCACCCACUUGGGUUGUGUCCCCAUCGGUGAGGCCGGUGACUACGGCGGCUGGUUCUGCCCCUGCCACGGUUCCCACUACGAUAUCUCCGGCCGUAUUCGCAAGGGCCCCGCCCCUCUGAACUUGGAGGUUCCCGUCUACAGCUUCCCCGAGGAGGAGACCCUGGUUAUCGGUUAA